Peniophora sp. CBMAI 1063 is the source of this 1911-nucleotide messenger RNA. The record is from the annotation of a GenBank genome assembly. NCBI's taxonomy places the organism in Eukaryota, Fungi, Basidiomycota, Agaricomycetes, Russulales, Peniophoraceae.
AUGUCGGGUGUGACCGUGCCUUCUAGCUCUGACGCUCCCGACUCUCGCCGCGAGCCGCCAAGCGAUGCGACCAUACGUUACUGGUCAGACGCUGCCAAACAUAGGCUGAACUCAUAUGCCGGUCCGCUGACUCGCGAGGCGGCCUCUCAAGCUCAAAGCACCAUCGAUGACGAGCUUGAGGCCUUGAGAACUAUUGCUGCGGACUUCAGAUCACAAAGGAAUGCCCUAUCGAGCGUCGGUGCUCUGCCCGCCGAGAUACUCUCCAGGAUCUUCGCCCUGCACGCGCUUCAACAGCCGCCAGGCGAGCCUCUUUGGGAGAAUGACGACUCGGAAGACCCACCUUCCCUCUCUCAGAUGGAGCUGGGAUGGAUCACCGUUACUCACGUGUGUCGUCGCUGGAGAAAUGUCGCUCUGACCGAUCCAAGUCUCUGGACUCGAAUCUCAUUUCGAUUGGGAGAGCACUGGGUCGACGAGAUGUUUUCCCGCGCCGGCUCUGCCCCCAUCAUCUACGAGCGUCUAUACGAUCACAAGAGCACCCUUUCCUCUGCAGAGCGAGAGAGCUCCAUGCUCUCAACCAACCUCUCUCGCGUCAAGACUUUGAUACUACGCGACGACAAAUACACCGGGUUCAUGGUACCGAUGAUACACGAAGUCCUCACGGUACCCGCUCCUCACCUCCUGCAUCUCGACCUAUCGUGUGCACCCGCGUCCCCACUCUCCCUUUCACCCGCAUUCCUCCGAGAGAACGCUGCUCGAUUGGUGCACGUGCGCCUGCACAAUGUUGCUCUACCGUGCGGGCCAUGGCGUUGGGACUGUCUGCGAGUUCUGAAGAUCAAUGCAGUCACACGCUUCAAGCCCGAGCCCGUCGACGUCCCCGCAGAAGCGCAUCUGGCGUUCGACUUCCCCUCCGAGAAGAUCCUAUUCUCUGCCCUAGCUUCUAUGCCUUUACUCGAGAGGCUAGAGCUCCUCGAGUGUCUUCCCCAAAGACACGCCUCCCCGGAUGAGCCCGCCCCGAGCCCGCCCUUGCGUCUCCCACUCUUGCGAUCCAUCUACCUCUCCGGAUCGGCAUCAGAGUGCGUCAACUUCAUCGAGGCUACCGAGACGCCUGCUUUGCGUUCAGUCGGCGUGGACGUGCGACCCGAGAUCAACCGAGAGGCCGAUCCACUUCCGGAUAUCCAAGCCCUCAUGACCUACGUAUCAUCGCACCUCGAGCGCGCUCAGGAUCCCUUGCGUCGCCUCUCAGCGCAAGUGUCGUCCAUCUCGCGGUUUCUCGAGAUUCGGGGGUGGCAGUCGGAUUUGAGCCUUCCUGAAGAAGAGCCGCCGCUGUUCUUGAGCAUAUCGUUUCCCCUACGAGGGUUCAGCACCGCAGAAACACAGAGACAGCAACUCGACAUCUUUCGCUCCCUGCCUGUCGCAUCUGUUCAGACUUUGCAACUCGAGGCGCCGCAACUGAGUUGGGGCAUCGAUCAAUGGAGAGAACUCAGCCGCAUGUUCACGUCCACCGACGAUGUCCGCAUCGUACUCUCUUCCAUGUCCAGUGCCACUUUUGUCGAUACACUACGUGACGAGCCGAGUACAGACGAAACCCCGCGCGCAGUAUUCCCAUCACUAUUCACUCUCGAGCUAGAGGGCAUGCACCUCCAGCUCCCUCACGAAUACGGGCUCAACCGGUCCAGCUCGAGGCUCAGCGACAAGCUGCAGCAAGCGCUCAAACAGCGCAAGGCGGCGGGGCUGGGACCUCGUGUUCUCCGUCUGCGGAAGUGCACCGGUAUCGACAAUCACACGGUGGCCAGACUGAAGGAGAUUGUUCCGGUCCUUGAUUGGGAUCGGUUCAAAGAGCCGCAUGCGGAGGUGAUGGACUUCUGGCCCCUCCGGGGCACUUCUGGGGCUCUAACUAACGAGAUUAUAUGA